AUGCAGGGGGAGUUUUUAUUUUCUGUCCCACAGAUACGGGAAAUAGACAUGGAUUCCACGACUAGCAAGGAGAGCUGCAGCAGUAGUGCUUCGUCCCGAUCCACGUCGGUAUCGUCUAGCGGCCGACGGUCGGGUUCGCGGCGAAUUCGCAGAGGUGUUUUGUCGGAAAAAGAGAGAAAACGCCGUCCGACCUCUCGGAAGAACUACGCCGAUCACGUGCCGAUGUUUCGAAACCCGCGACGCCCGACGACUAUUCUGCUUGAGCCCUUUCCCAACCGCCGACUGCGUUCCAUGUGUAUUGCGGGGGGAUUGCUCGUGACAGCACAUCGAAACGGCAUCCGUGUAUACCGUCAACGUUAUCUUACUGCGCCAAAUAUGGCGAGCGCCAGGAGUUCUGGCGGCACAUGUGACGGGGAAAACAAUUGUGUGGGUGGCGAUAAUCCUCCUGACAUGCGUACGGGGAUGUGGGAGGCUGUUGAGAGCAGAGAUAGUUUCCAGCUUCAGGAUGCGUAUCUGUGUGUCGGUGCGGAGUCGGUAUUUAGCCGGGAACGCGUCCUUCCGCUGAAGUGGAAUCGAUAUCUGGCCGUGGCAUGCGGUAGCGACCGCACGCAUUUUAGCGUUUGUGUAUUGAGCACCGCUGCUCACUUUUUGCUUCACCACGAGUUGCACGCAAAGAACAGGGUGGUGGCGCUUCAUUUUGCUCUUGUUGCGAUGGAUGCGAAACCGGGCAGUAGACAUUACCAGCCGUUUGUUGUGAGUGUGGAUGAGGUGGGUGAGGUGGUCAUCUUUGACGUUGAACAUGAUCAUGCGGUGAAGCUGAUUGCACCCACAUCCACGCCUGUUUCUGCGUCUCCGCCCACCAAUGAGACGCUCACUGAUGACAGGAAUGAAGAAGAAUCUCCGGACGUCAUCUUCUGCGAGGAAAAUAGCAACAGGAAGGAUAAUAAAAGUAACAACAACAACAACACCGACGAGGAUGGUGCGGGUGAUCGCAUUGGCGGCGACGAUGCCCCGCUUUUUUCUUCCAAUAAGAAUAACGGAACGUUAAGAUCGCGGGGCAAAGAUAUUACUGGUGAUUGUGGAGGCAGGGAUAAUGGUACCGGCUCUGUGCUGCGAUCAUAUCGUCUUGAUGCCGGUAUGGCUACAAAUGUCUGUCUCCUUGGCCCUUGCCAGGUUUACUGCAGGCAAUGCUGCGACGUGCCCAUCGAGCCUGGGAAUCUUGUCAUGAGUAUUUACAUCUCCUCGCGUGCCUAUGGUUCGGAGGGACAGGCGGAAAUGCACGUUUCGCAUUUCCGUUUCCGCUGGUGUUUCUCGCCACCACGAGCCAUCGUGCUUAGCGAGACCCCCAUUCUGCGGGAGGGAGCUCCGGAAGAUGUAUGCGACAUUGGUGUUGCAAUGAUGCGUGUUCCCUUUCACGAGGAACUGCCGCUGAGCUUUACGAUUGGCCGGCCGCGACUUCGUUUUUGGAGUCUGAGCGGCUGUACGGGAAAGCUCCUACAUCUUCACCGCGUAUAUCAUGAUAAAGACGGGAGUGGAAAGGGAGCACGAACAGUGAAGGAGCAUUUUCUGCGUGUGGUGCCGCUCGGUCGUCAUAUCUUACUGCAAGACAUCAACACCUCGUGGCUUUGCAUUGCCGCUCUUACCGACGAUGACGUGAUCCUUUUGUUGGGGAGGGAGCCGCAGCCAGCCCGCCGUAAAACUCCCACACGCGCACAGGAUCCGUCCCCUGCAGUGGUAGCGGCGGGGGUGGUGGAUGGCCGGGACGCAUUGGAGAAGUGGCUGGAGGAUGUAGACGACAAGAAGGAGAAAUCCCCGUCUCCGAGGGGACGGCAACUAAAACCAUCAAAGGACGUUACCGCGGACGUUGUGCCGUUGCCGCGUGCAUCGUCCCCGCUGAAAUUCAUGGACCCGGAUCAAGAUUAUACUGUUCUCAUGAUGUUGACAGCACCAGGGACUCUUGGCGCCACGGCCAACUCGAGUCCGGACCGAUACGUUCCCCCCACACGCAUAUUGCUUUACGUACCGCAGAGCAAUG
Molecule: messenger RNA, 2035 nt
Organism: Trypanosoma cruzi
Lineage: Eukaryota; Euglenozoa; Kinetoplastea; Trypanosomatida; Trypanosomatidae
Exons: 1
Source: RefSeq, a predicted model, not a curated record